AUGUUCGGAAUUACUUCGAGGAUGAUGUUAUGUGGAGAGAAAAUAAGUGAUUAUGAUAUGAUCGAGAAAACUCUCUCCACGUUCCAUCCUGAAAAUGUAAUCCUGCAGCAACAGUACCGGGUGAAUGGAUAUACCCGUUACUCGGAGUUGAUGCAAGUCCUCCUUGUAGCGGAGCAGAAUAAUCAACUCGUGACUUUAAACCAUCAAGCUCGUCCCACUGGAUCUGCUCCAUUCCCUGAAGCGAAUGUUGCAUCAUCCAGUUAUGAUAAUAGAAGAGGACGAUGUCGUGGACGUGGUGGAAACCGUUAUCAUGGUCGUGGAAGAGGACGAGGAAGAAGAUUCCAUCCCUAUGAUGAAAGAAAUAAUAAAGACUUCCACGAAAAUGAAAGGAAUGAAAAGGGCCAGGAUGAUAAAAGGAAAACAAGAAAGGUUUGCUACAGAUGCGGCAUGAAAGGUCAUUUGGUACGUAACUGUCGUACGCCAAAACAUUUAGCCGAUCUGUAUAGAGAAUCCCAAAAGGGAAAAGAGAAAGGAAGAGGUGAAACAAACUUCAUCUCUGAUGAACCUGAGCCAUCCUUUCAUGGUUUGAACGAUGAUACUCAUCUCGACGUAUCAGACUUUCUGGUUGAGCCAGAGAGUAUCGAUGAGUGA
Molecule: messenger RNA, 651 nt
Organism: Brassica napus (rape)
Lineage: Eukaryota; Viridiplantae; Streptophyta; Magnoliopsida; Brassicales; Brassicaceae
Exons: 1
Coding region: 1-651 (216 amino acids)
Molecular function (GO): nucleic acid binding; zinc ion binding
Source: RefSeq, a predicted model, not a curated record